AUGGCUUCUGCAACAGAAGAAUUUCAAUAUUUUCACGAUUCGGCCAGUGCGGCAUCGACUCUUGACUCCAGAUGUUCGGAUAAGACAAUACGAAUGGAUGAGUUUCCCGAUUGGAUAGUGCCGAUCGAGUUAGGCCAAAGCCGCGAAUACACACAGAUUCGACAGGAGCUUUAUGACUCCGAGAAAUCGUAUCUCGGAUAUUUAUGCAUUCUGCAAAAGCUUUUCGUGAACCCAAUCGGCAAGUUGCCCAAGCUGGUGCAUCGAUCUGAGGCGAGAACGCUUUUCGGAGAUCUAACCAGUAUCUUUAUGACUAAUAAGGAGCUUCUAAUCACACUGCGAUCAAAACCAACUGUUCACGAGGCUUUCUCACAAAUCGUUCCAUUUCUCAAACUCUAUGCCUCUUAUGCAGGAAACUAUCAGAACUCGCUGAAAGUUUAUUCGAAGUUAAUGGCCAAAACUGAUUUUCGAACGUUUAUUGAAAGUCAAGAAAGCGACCCGAGAUUGAUGGGAAUCAAAUUCCAAGCACUUCUCAUCAUGCCGAUUCAGAGAAUUCCAAGGUACAUUUUACUCCUCCAGCGCCUUCGUGACACCACAGCUCGACCGAAAGAAAGGAACGAAUUGAAAAGAGUAAUCGCUCAAAUGGAGGAUCUCACCUUUCUGAUCGACUCAUGCAUUGCCGAGUUUGAGAACGGGGAAAAGUUAUGGGAUAUUCAAGAGUCUCUUGGUUUGAAAGAAGGCAUUGUCGCGCCCGGCCGACGUCUUCUCAAAGAAGGUUCACUCUUCAAGAGAAACAUGUGUGGAGAGGCCACAUAUCACGAGCGCUACUUCUGGAUCUUCAACGACAUUUUGGUCUACGGAAAACGGAGAAUUGGAAUGGGGCCACGUUUCGAGUGCAGUUGCAUCUUUCAGCUUCGCCAUGUGCAAAUGACCUACAUUGAGCUGGAGGGAGCUAUUCAGAUCAAAUGCAAGAAUCACUCUUUGUCGUUGACGUCAGAUGCUUAUGAAACGAUUGUGAAUUGGAAUGAAGUGAUGUCAGAAGCCAUCGAACGAGUGAAAGUUCUACGAAAAACCCUGCGCAAAGAGAGUUCACUACAGCCGGUGAAAGAAUUCAAAACUCAAAUCCGAAAACGUUUCACGAAGAAAUUCGUCAAUACUACCUAUGUCUACAAGAUGGGCGAGUCAAAGAAACGGGAAGAGAAACUCAAAAAGAAAUGGGCUGACGUGCUCGCCUCACCAUCAGAUAUCAACUUGUUCUCUUCACCUUUUCGAUCAAAACAAGGAACAUCAAAGAUCGCACAAAAAGAAGAAAAUCAUGCGGAAGAGAUGGAAAUUAGAGAAGAAUCUACACUAAUCAAGAAAGAAUUCGAAUCACCGAGAAAACGAAGAGCUCCCCAACCGAAGAGUCCUUAUGAUGAUGAGUUGCGGGCAGCUUUAAGGAAAAGAAGAGCGGCGAAUGGAGAACCGAUGGCGAAAAGUGAUACGCCCGAUCGGCCGAUUGUCUUAGAAGAAGACUUUGGGUCGAGGAGAGCUUACGAUAAAGAGAAAAGACAGGAGGAAGAAGAAAUCAACUAUCGAGUGCUGCCAAAAGAAAAGGAUGAGCCAAAAACGGUGCUCAACACGCUCCAGAUUCGGAAAUAUUCGUACAUGGAACACUCCCCACCAAAGCGAACAAGUGUCUUUGAGCCGGAUAAUAUGAACGAUUCGCAGGAUACAGAAAACGCUGAAGAUCAAGGAAAUGAGCAACCGCCAACUAAAGUAAAAAAGGUGCCUUGGUGGGUGGAAGAAGCACAGCCGGCCGAGUUCCGAAACAAUAACAAACGGAGUGGGCUUGUUGCGAGUGCUUGCAGUAUUCUG
This is a messenger RNA of Mesorhabditis belari, 1854 nucleotides long. The record is from the annotation of a GenBank genome assembly. NCBI's taxonomy places the organism in Eukaryota, Metazoa, Nematoda, Chromadorea, Rhabditida, Rhabditidae.